UAGCUUCUGUUUAAUUCCUCAACGAUUUUGACACAAAAUCAAUUGUAUAGCGUAUGUUUUUUGGUCGAAAAAGGAAUUGAUGGCUUUUCUCCUUAGGAGCGGACGAAGAAGCCGAGGCAUCCACAGGAUGAUUUCUUCCAUUUACACGCCUUCAUACAGUCGUCCCCUGCAAUUCAUUGAUCUAUGUGGUACAGCAAAUCCUGAACAUGUAGGAAAUAGUUGGCAACGCUGGGUAAGUGCAGACAACAGAAAUGGUUUGAUUCCAUUGAGUGUGGGUAAUGCGAGGCUUUAUUCAGAGUCUGCAAAGCAAAAAGAAAAGGGUAGGGUUUUAGAAGAGUUUAAGCACCAGGAGAUUGAGGGGCCAACUGUAGAGAGAGACAUGUCUGCGCUUGCAAAUGAAGUGAGGGAGGAGGAGAAGCAGCUGAGGAAACGCAUGUAUGAUCUGAGUAGAGGCCUGCUGCUUCUUGGAGUGGCACAACUGUCAUGCGGGGCAUGGCUACUCUGGGUUACAAAAGUCCCGCCCUUCUCUGAAAUAUCUGUACAAAGUUUCUUCGCUUUUGCGUUUCCCUUCACAUUUGCAUAUCUAGUUAGGCAAGCGCUCAAGUCCAUGACUUUUUUCGCUAGAAUGGAGGAGAUGGGGCGCUUGCAGAUACUAACUUUAAUGCUGCAAGUUACGAAAGGGAUGAGUACCCUGUGCCAGCGAGUGAAUACUGUUGUCCUACUUUGCACCGCAGGCAUCUCCAUGGGUCUCUUGGCAAAUCAAUGGCUACCAAGUGGAUCAACCUAAACCCCAAAUUGCAUGUGAGUGCCAUAAACUGUUUUAAUUAUACUAUUUAGUCAAUGGAAAAAUAAUGGGGCUAAUAGGAAGUACUGUAUAUUAUUUGAGAAAUGCCAGAGUUCUUUUUCGGGCUGAUAAUGGAUGAUGGAGUGAGUAUAUUCUGAAAAAUUGAUACCAAAUUUUCUGCAAAAAAAUUAUUUCACAUCACUAAUUUGGACUGUGAAAAUUUAAUAAUCCUUAGCCAUUACAUUUGUAUGCACUAAA
Molecule: messenger RNA, 1042 nt
Organism: Cryptomeria japonica (Japanese cedar)
Lineage: Eukaryota; Viridiplantae; Streptophyta; Pinopsida; Cupressales; Cupressaceae
Exons: 2
Coding region: 80-787 (235 amino acids)
Source: RefSeq, a predicted model, not a curated record